This is a messenger RNA of Hemicordylus capensis (graceful crag lizard), 2057 nucleotides long. RefSeq names its product protein kinase cAMP-dependent X-linked catalytic subunit (gene PRKX). Gene Ontology annotation, molecular function: protein serine/threonine kinase activity; ATP binding. Bases 499 to 1596 code for a protein of 365 amino acids. The record is from RefSeq and is a predicted model, not a curated record. Gene Ontology annotation, biological process: protein phosphorylation. Lineage: Eukaryota; Metazoa; Chordata; Lepidosauria; Squamata; Cordylidae. The transcript is spliced from 9 exons.
GCUUCCUUCCUAUGAUGUUGUUGUUGCUACUGCUCUUUGCUUCCCUCUUUCUCUCGGUGCCCGCCCGCCCCGCCCUCUCAAGGGCUCUGCCGCAGCUGCAGGACGCCAAACCCCGCCUCUUAUCCCCGCGUGCGACCGGCUGGCUGGCUGGUGAGUGAGUGAGUGUGUGUGUGAGUGAGAGAGUCGGCAUUCUCCGGGCAAGCCCAUUGUCUGCACUGAGGCGCCGGCGGGAAGAGUACGAGGAGCGGCGGCGGCGACACACGACCCAUCUCGAGAAGCGCGCACACGCACGCAGACGGGGCCAAAGGAGCUGCGCCCAGGCGCGAUGCAGGGCGCCAGCGGCCACUUUGUAGCUGCUGAGAGGUUGAGCCUGGAACUGGCCCAGGUUCGGGGCAACUGCGGCUGCUGAAGAGAUCAAGAGAGGCCGGGCCGGCUCUGGCGAUCCAAACUUUGCCCUUUCGCCUGACAGGAGGGACGCGCCUUUUCUCUCUUCUUCACAUGGAGACGCUGAGCGCCGUAAGGGCUAAAGUCGGGACCAGAAGCCCCGGCGGCUACGAGGCGGCGGGAACUGGCGAGCCCCAGCCCGCCCCCUCUCCCAGUCCGGCUAGCCGAGGCUCCCCUGCACCGCCGGCGUCGGAGUCCCCAGCUUAUAGACUCGAGGAUCUGGAGACCUUAGCCACUGUGGGAACAGGUACUUUUGGGCGGGUUCAUCUGGUGAAAGAGAAAUCGGCCAAAUGCUACUACGCGUUGAAAGUAAUGAGCAUCCCAGAUGUCAUUCGACUAAAGCAAGAACAGCAUGUGCACAAUGAAAAAUCAGUUUUGAAAGAAGUUAAUCAUCCAUUUCUGAUCAGAUUAUUUUGGACUUAUCAUGAUGAGCGCUUUCUAUAUAUGUUGAUGGAAUAUGUACCUGGGGGAGAACUUUUUAGCUAUUUACGCAACAUGGGACGCUUCAAUAACAGCACUGGACUGUUUUACUCUGCAGAGAUUAUUUGUGCAAUAGAAUAUCUCCAUUCAAAAGAAAUUGUUUACAGAGACUUAAAGCCAGAAAAUAUUUUAUUGGACAGAGAGGGACAUAUCAAACUCACAGACUUUGGAUUUGCUAAAAAGCUGGUUGAUAGGACAUGGACACUCUGUGGGACCCCAGAAUAUCUUGCUCCGGAAGUCAUACAGAGUAAAGGCCAUGGAAGAGCAGUGGAUUGGUGGGCACUGGGCAUUCUGAUAUUUGAAAUGUUGUCUGGAUUUCCUCCAUUUUUCGAUGACAAUCCGUUUGGGAUAUAUCAGAAGAUUCUUGCUGGCAAAAUUGAUUUCCCCAGACAUUUGGAUUUAUAUGUAAAGGACCUUAUUAAGAAGCUUCUUGUGGUAGACAGAACAAGACGGCUAGGGAACAUGAAGAAUGGAGCAGAUGAUGUGAAGAGGCACCGAUGGUUCAGAUCUAUAGACUGGGAUGGUGUACCACAAAGAAAACUAAAGCCUCCUAUAGUGCCGAAGGUAUCAAAUGAUGGUGAUACAUCUAAUUUUGAAGCUUAUCCUGAAGAUGACUGGAACAAAACACCUUCAGUACCUCCUAAAGAUUUAGAAAUUUUCAAAAAUUUCUAACGGUGGGACAGAACACAUUUGCUGAGAAACUGGAAGAAGAUUGAUGGAUGUCAUAGUUGGGAGCUUGCAAAGAAGAAUAGAAAAUAUUAAUGAAGAAUUUCUUUGAAACAAAAGAAUGUUACUACAUUAUGCACAGUUCUUAAAUAAUUUUUGAAAUUGAGGGAUAGAUGAUACUCAUAUUUUUCGUUGCACAGAUAUGGCAUAUUGCUUAAGUAAACAAAAAUGAUGAAGCCCCUACUUUGAGGUGUAGACACUGAAAAUUGUUAUAGUUUUUUAAAGUUUAAUGCUUAGUUUUACUUCUUGCUAUGCCCAAAUCUUUUUUGCAUAGUUAUCUCAUAGACUAACUUUAUAAGUUUAUACUAAGAUUGUCAUUUAAAGCACAAAUUAGUAUAUAUGUAUAUAAUGAAAUCAGUACAACUAAAGCACAGAAACUGUGCAGAAAUGUAAAUUUUUGUACUUUA